This is a messenger RNA of Aspergillus ruber CBS 135680, 2421 nucleotides long. Its product is annotated as putative phosphoketolase. Gene Ontology annotation, molecular function: aldehyde-lyase activity. Gene Ontology annotation, biological process: carbohydrate metabolic process. The transcript has 7 exons. NCBI's taxonomy places the organism in Eukaryota, Fungi, Ascomycota, Eurotiomycetes, Eurotiales, Aspergillaceae. The coding region runs from base 1 to 2421 and encodes 806 amino acids. The record is from RefSeq and is a predicted model, not a curated record.
AUGCCGGGCGAAAACAUCGACAGACCUAACCCGCAGCCACUGCCAUCGCAUAUCCCGGAUUCAAUUAAUGAGCUUCAAGUCAAACUCCAGAAUACAUGUCUAGAUCAGUCGGCAUGUGAUUCUUUGUAUAAAUUCCGGAGAGCAGCGGCCUAUAUCGCUGCAGCGAUGAUCUUUCUCCAGGAUAACACACUCUUGAAGCGGGAUAUAAAACAUGAAGACAUCAAGCCUAGACUAUUGGGUCACUGGGGAACAUGUCCCGGGCUGAUCCUCGUCUAUUCUCACCUAAACUAUCUGAUUAAGCAACUUGACCUUGAUAUGCUCUACGUUGUUGGACCCGGACAUGGUGCACCGGGUAUCUUGUCUUGUCUCUGGUUAGAAGGUUCCCUGGGACGAUUCUAUCCACACUACGCGAGAGAUAAGGAUGGCUUGCAUAACCUUAUCUCAACCUUUAGCACGACUGCUGGGUUACCAAGUCAUAUCAACGCGGAGACUCCCGGAGCCAUCCAUGAAGGAGGUGAACUGGGAUACGCCUUGUCUGUCUCCUUUGGUGCAGUCAUGGAUAACCCCAACCUCAUCGUCACCUGUGUAGUCGGUGAUGGCGAGGCAGAGACUGGACCAACUGCCACCUCAUGGCACGGAAUCAAGUACAUCGACCCUGCAGAAUCAGGAGCUGUGCUGCCCAUCCUGCAUCUGAACGGCUUCAAAAUCAGCGAGCGAACCAUCUUCGGCUGCAUGGAUGACAAGGAAAUAACCGCCCUCUUCACCGGAUACGGAUAUCAGGUACGCAUUGUCGAGAAUCUGGAGGACAUCGAUACAGAUCUUCACUGCUCUAUGCGCUGGGCGGUUGAAGAAAUUCGCAAGAUCCAGAAUGCUGCGCGCUCGGGGCAGCCAAUUAUGAAACCCAGAUGGCCGAUUAUCAUCUUGCGGACACCAAAGGGCUGGUCGGGACCUAAGGAGCUGCAUGGGAAGUUUAUCGAGGGAUCGUUCCAUUCGCACCAAGUUCCUCUUCCCAACGUCCGUAAGGAUAAGGAGGAGCUCAAUGCUCUGCAAGUCUGGCUUCAAAACUACAAGCCUGAGGAACUCUUUACGGGGAACGGCGAUGUGAUUGACGAGAUCAAAUCCGUCAUCCCAACUAGUGACUCGAAGAAGCUCGGGCAGCGCUUCGAAGCUUACAAGGGCUAUGUGACUCCAAACCUCCCGGACUGGACACAAUUCGGUGUACAGAAGGGCACACAGGAAAGUGCCAUGAAGACCAUUGGAAAGUUGAUCGACAAGGUCUUCGUGCAGAACCCUCACAGUGUCCGGCUCUUCUCACCAGACGAACUGGAAAGCAACAAGUUGGAUGCUGCCUUGGCACACUCGGGCCGGAAUUUUCAAUGGGACGAGUUUUCGAAUGCCAAGGGUGGUCGUGUUAUUGAAGUUCUUAGUGAGCAUAUGUGCCAGGGUUUCAUGCAGGGGUACACUUUGACUGGACGCAUUGGUAUCUUCCCUUCGUAUGAGAGCUUCCUUGGUAUUGUUCAUACGAUGAUGGUGCAAUAUGCCAAGUUUAUGAAGAUGGCCCAAGAGACAAAAUGGCACCAAGGCGUGGCUAGCAUCAACUAUAUUGAAACCAGUACCUGGACUCGGCAGGAACACAAUGGAUUCUCCCACCAGAACCCUUCUUUCAUUGGCGCUGUGCUCAAACUGAAGCCCAUUGCUGCUCGUGUCUAUCUGCCACCCGACGCCAACACCUUCCUGUCGACACUUCACCAUUGUCUGAAAUCCAAGAACUACAUUAACCUCAUGGUUGGUGCGAAGCAACCAACUCCCGUGUACUUGACACCCGAAGAGGCAGAGAACCACUGUCGUGCCGGUGCAUCGAUCUGGAAAUUCUGCAGCACGGACAGCGGUCUCCGACCAGACGUUGUUCUUGUGGGAAUUGGUGUCGAAGUGAUGUUCGAGGUAAUCUACGCAGCAGCCAUCCUCCGCAAAAGAAUUCCCGAGCUGCGCGUCCGGGUAAUCAACGUGACAGAUUUGAUGAUUCUGGACAACGAAGGCGCUCACCCUCACGCUCUUUCCAACGAGGCAUUUGAUAACAUGUUCACUGAAGACAAGAACAUCCACUUCAACUACCACGGUUAUCCAUCAGAACUGGAGGGACUUCUCUUCGGACGACCGCACAUUGACCGGGCAACUAUCGACGGCUACAUGGAGGAAGGAAGCACCACGACACCGUUCGACAUGAUGCUUGCGAAUCACACGUCUAGAUUCCAUGUGGCAAAGGCUGCCCUUCGCGGCGCUGCGAAGUGGAAUGAGCAUGCUCAACUUAUGCAUCAUGAAUUGGCUACCCAGUUGGAUCAGGAGAUCACUGAUACCAAGAAGUAUAUUCUUGCAAACCGGCAAGAUCCUGAGGAAAUGUAUGACAUGCCGUCUUUCGAUUAG